AUGGUGAGCAUGGAGGAGACAGAGGAGGAAUUCCGGGAAGAGACGUUCUUGCAUCGUCCAGUUGGCGAUGGCCAGAAAAAGGAGCCGGAUCCGUCUGGAUACUACGCCGCUCUUGGGGUGCCACAGAAUGCCUCGCAGAGUUCCAUUCGCCGGUCCUUUUUGUAUUUGAGUCAGGCGUACCACACCGACAAGCACGGCGGGGAAUCAAGGGAGAUUCAACAGCUAAUGAAUGAGCGCUUUCAGCAGCUGCAGGAGGCAUACAUGAUACUCUCGGACGAGAAACAGCGGGCUGCAUAUGAUGCGGUGGGAUCAAAGGGUGUAAACAUGGUGUCACUUCUUCCAGAGAAUAUUACACUUUCCAAGGACGUUGCUCGCUACGUGACGAUGUUGGAGAAGGAGCAGGAGGUGCUUCAGCUGGAAAAUAUGCUCUCGACAAACUCCAUGCUUAAACUUUCCUACUCCAUCGCUCAGUUGUUUAUCCCGAACGUUGCGAAUGAUGCAUCUUUACCGUCACCGUCUCCACCUCCACGUCCUCAUCCUUCUUUGAAGGAGAAGGAAGACGGUAAAGAAGAAUCCGCCCCAACGAACAUGUCGACAACAGAGGCAGCAAGAGAGAGAGACGAGGAGGGAGGUGGGGACGAAAAGAAUGUUGAUCGAUCGGGUGCGUCUAGUGGGACGAAAGCCCCUACUAAAAAUUCUCAGAUGUCUAUGCAAAACACACAAAUGCAGGUCCAACUGGUCAAACUGGACGGGGAAGAACGACUCGUCUUGGUGCCUUCCCCCGAGUUAGAGGGAAUGUUGCGGCAGAGGAUGGGUGCGUUGGGUCACACCGCCUCUCACGUACCAUCUGUUUCGCGACCUCCUUCGUCCGCUACUCUUAUGCAAAAGUUGUUUCUGGCAGCCUUGCCACAAGCAAUAUUUUUUCGUAACUCCUUUAAGCACGAGCUGAAACCGAACCUUAAUAUGCAGUUUUUAACAAUUGCAAGCCAUCAGGGCUCCAGAAUGCAUGUAGGCUGUGGAGGAAAACUGAGCUAUGUACCGGAUGCUAUCCACGGGUACGAAGCCUCUUGCCAAGUGUCUUUGAAGGGAAUGAGACUAAAAUUUUCACGUUUUCGUGAACUGAACGCCCUGUGGUCACUUAAAACAAAGUUACUCUUUCUCAAUGCCUGGAGUUUACUGGAGCGGUAUGAGGUAUCCCUCUAUCGAAAACUCUCCCGUGUAUGGUCAUUGGAGAACACCUUGAUUAUGUCUCUCACAGAGAAUGGUGUUUUAAAAACCAGCGUCUUUCGUUUUGCGGAUGGGCUAAAUAAAAGUUUUUCUGUCUCUAUGGGGUAUGGGGUUCUGGCGUUUGUUUUGUACAACGGAUCAUUCAUCACAAGUAACGAUAAAAAGAAGGAGGAAACUGGGAAGGAGAAGCGGGGAUUUAUCUCCCAGACCGUCUCAUUGUUGCCUUUGAGCGGAUUCGGUCGAAUUGGUUUUGAGGCAUGGUACAAUACUAGCGAGUGGCAAUCGAUUGGCAUUGGAUUUGCAACCGACCUAUCUUUAUCCAUCCUUCCUAUUGGUUACAAGACGCGUAACAGCAGGGGGAGGGCGACGAAUACUAUCUCUUUCCUUUACACGCGGAAACAACAUCGCAUUGAAAUUCCAGUUGCGGCGUUUAUUUCUUCCGAGUUUCGGUGGGUGCUAUUGUGGUUGAUGACGCCGUGGGUGUGUUAUCGUGCGGCACGAGUAGCUUGGCACCCAUUCCAGCGCUCGAGGCUAGCAACGAUUUAUCGUCAGCGCCGUUUGGAGCACAGGACGGAAAUGGACUUGGCGCGUGUGCGUGCUAUGCACGAGCAGAAGGCGGUGGAAGUUCUUUCCUUACGAAAUCGUUUAGCGGAAGAGAAAAUUGGUGGACUUGUUAUCAUCAAUGCGAAAUAUGGUGUACUGAAUCCUCGUUACCCAGAGUCACUUUGUUCGCCGGUGAAAAACGGUGCGGCGAAUGCGUCACAACGGUUGCCGUGGUGGCGACGGUGGCGAACGAAGCUGACAGCGUCACUAGCGGGGUCUGUCGCUAAGAGUAAAGAAAUUAUCACUGAAGAAGAUGCCGUUGCAUCAUCUGUUCUGGUGCUAGACGUUACAGUUCCGCUUCAGAACUUUGUUCGGGACUCGCAGCUUGUGUUACCUGAGGGUUCGAAAAGCAAACUUGUGGGGUUCACUGACCCCGAUCCUUUCACAGAGGAGGAAAAAGAACUUAAAAUUGUGUACUGGUUUCAGCAUAGGCGCCACGUUGUGACUUUAACGGAUAGUGAGCCGGUGGAGCUGCCACGGCGAGAACAUUUGAUGGAAUCAUAG
This is a messenger RNA of Trypanosoma cruzi, 2334 nucleotides long. RefSeq lists its product as uncharacterized. The transcript has a single exon. Bases 1 to 2334 code for a protein of 777 amino acids. Lineage: Eukaryota; Euglenozoa; Kinetoplastea; Trypanosomatida; Trypanosomatidae. The record is from RefSeq and is a predicted model, not a curated record. Gene Ontology annotation, biological process: cristae formation.